Messenger RNA from Anopheles marshallii, 1194 nucleotides. It is a transcript of the gene Nprl2, whose product is annotated as GATOR complex protein NPRL2. Gene Ontology annotation, molecular function: GTPase activator activity. Gene Ontology annotation, biological process: cellular response to amino acid starvation; positive regulation of autophagy; negative regulation of TORC1 signaling. Gene Ontology annotation, cellular component: GATOR1 complex; vacuolar membrane. The record is from RefSeq and is a predicted model, not a curated record. NCBI's taxonomy places the organism in Eukaryota, Metazoa, Arthropoda, Insecta, Diptera, Culicidae. The transcript is spliced from 3 exons. Bases 1 to 1194 code for a protein of 397 amino acids.
AUGGACAGGGACCAAUUGCUGCGUGAGACCAAGGGUAGUAAGAUAAAAGACGGUCCCAUUCGCUGUAUACUGCUCAGUGAGUUUCAUGUUGUGGCGGGCUCCAAAAUCAGCUGUCAAGUGCCGGAGAAUUUCAUAACCAAGGAAGUGUUUGACUCCAUCCGUACAUACAUCAUUCCUAAGCCGCAGCUGCAACGGUGCAUUUUAACAAUUAAUACAUUGGGACAUAAAGUAAUCGGUUAUCCAGUGCGGAUCAAUCACGUGCGCUAUCAACGGAACUUUUUUUAUUUCAAUUUAUGUUUUGUGUUUGACUCGUGGUCGCGAACCGUUCAAUAUGAGGCUGUGGUUAAAAAGCUCUCCGAAUAUUUGCUGAUGAUGGAGGAGGAAGGAUCUUUCCUAUCAAACGCGGAAAACAAUAGCAACAUUAGCAACUUGCUCGCGUGCAUACUGCGCGAUCUUAACCAGCGCCAUGUAGCGACGAUCGUAGAGGGCGAUACCACAAUCUAUCUGAAGAUAGGUCGCCUCAAAUCGGACCCACCGGUUGUGCAAGACCACCAGGUUCCGCUUCUGUGUCGAGGAUUUGAGGACACAGACCUUGACUCAUGGGAUCUAACAACGCAGCAAGUGUUGCCUUUCAUCAACGGUAUCAACCACGUUGCACGCAUCGCCGCCGAAGCGGACGUCGAGAAUCAGCUGGUAAAGUCGUGCAUCCAAAAUCUGGUGUACUACGGCGUAAUGCAGCUGUUACCCUUACUCAAGUACAGCAACGUGUACAUGUGCACACGUGAACUGCAGAAACUCACGCGUGAUCGAUCCUUGGCCGACGAGUGUCGCAAGUACGUGCAGCUGCAACAUGCCGAAAAGGUUGACACGGUACGCCUGCCCAGUUUGUUCAACAUUCUGCAACUCUACUCGCAGAUGACGCACGGCGUAACACUGCGUUCGCUCUGUCAGAGGCUCUGCCCGCGUGACAACAAUAUCGACGAGCGCAAGCUAGUUUCGUUCGGUUUGCAGCACAAUCUGAUCCGCUGCAUCAACAAGUAUCCCAUAUACACUGGGUCAAUACCAACACCAAAGCACAAACUGUACACCGGUCUAAACAGUUUGGACGAAAUCUGCUGCAAAACGGGAAUGUCACCAAGUCGAAUCGAACAAGAAAUCGAUAUGGAUUCCAACGUGACCGUCAUUUGGAAGUAA